AUGAAAACUCUACUUAUUUUAUGCCUUCUAAGUGUUGGUGCAAAUGCACUCUUUGGAUUCGGAGAGUCUAAAACCACAAAAGGACCGGUACGUUUUGAAUUUUCUAAUACUAAAAUGAGUAUUACGAUCACUGUAACACUACAGAAAAUCUCCCUCGGCUCCGAAAUUGCUAUACCUCAUACCGAUGACGACCAAGAUACCGGAGAAAUAGUAAUCCCAUUCAAUGAUCCUAGCACCACCACAACCAAACGAAACAGAGCCACUACCACGGUUCCAGUUAUUAAAGUUGGUGGAAUUGGUUUGGAUCGUACUAGAAGUACAAUGGAUGUCAGAGGAUUCACGAGUACAAUGAAUCCCAGAUUCACAGCGGCUACUAAACGUCUCCCCUCUUCCGAUCGUCAUCCAUCUUCCGGAUGCCCCAACCGAAUCGACGCCUACACAUUCGGACCUGACUUCGACUAUGCCUUUUAUGAAUCUACUGUCUAUAAAACAUCCAACAACAGAAUCGCUCACGUUUCAUCUCUUUCCGAAGAGUUCCCGGAUGGUCCUCGUCAAGUCAAUGGGGCACUUUAUGAUCCAGAGAGGGAGAUGAUGUGGUUGGUGUCUGAAAGAAGUGUGUAUGGAUAUAAAGAAGUUGACGGAGACUGGAAAUUGCAAUCAGUGUUUCCCAAAGAGCUUCCAUCAUCUGUUGGUUUCACUCCGGAUGCUGCUGUUAGGUGGCACAACAAGCAUCAGAUACUUUUAUCGAACGGUGGAAAGUUUGCACUUUAUGAUGAGUACUGGAACAAGUCUCUAAUGACAGGGAGGACCGACAGUUACUUCGAGAAUCUCCCAGACCGGGUACGUGGUAUUUCUGCAUGGAAUUCUCAAGGAAAUGCCAACAUUUUCACUCAAUCUCUAGUUUUUGUAUACAAUUCGGAAGCGAAGAAAGUGACAGGAGAUGGAGUGCCACUUGGCGAUUUUUGGAGAUGUUAA
Molecule: messenger RNA, 975 nt
Organism: Caenorhabditis briggsae
Lineage: Eukaryota; Metazoa; Nematoda; Chromadorea; Rhabditida; Rhabditidae
Exons: 4
Coding region: 1-975 (324 amino acids)
Source: RefSeq, a predicted model, not a curated record